Messenger RNA from Cordyceps militaris CM01, 1272 nucleotides. RefSeq names its product pyridine nucleotide-disulfide oxidoreductase AMID-like, putative. The transcript is spliced from 4 exons. The record is from RefSeq and is a predicted model, not a curated record. Gene Ontology annotation, molecular function: electron-transferring-flavoprotein dehydrogenase activity; flavin adenine dinucleotide binding. Bases 1 to 1272 code for a protein of 423 amino acids. Gene Ontology annotation, cellular component: cytoplasm. Lineage: Eukaryota; Fungi; Ascomycota; Sordariomycetes; Hypocreales; Cordycipitaceae.
AUGGCCCCCGACACACCGACGCCUGCGCCAACGCGUGUAUUCAUCGCUGGCGGCAGCUAUGCCGGACUCUCUGCUGCCCUGAACCUGCUCGAUCUAGCCUCGGGUGUCAACCCUCGCAUGUCUGGCGAAGCCUACCCCCAUGUGCCCAACUUUGAGAAAAUGGAUGUUGAAAUCACCAUUGCCGAUGAGCGAGACGGGUUCUAUCAUCUUAUUGGCUCCCCGCUUGCUCUCGCCGAUUCCAACUACACCAAAAAAGCUUGGGUCAAGUUCCGAGAUAUUCCCAGUCUGCAGCAGCCCAAUAUCAAAGUCGUCAUUGGCUCUGUCACUACUGUCGACUGCGCUGCCAAGACUGUCACGACUCUCGAGGCCGUCACAAAGGUUCCAACUGAGCACGCAUACGAUUUCUUUGUCGCUGCGUCCGGCCUCCGACGUGUGUGGCCCGUAGUCCCGCAGUCGCUCUCUCGCAAGCAGUACCUGGUUGAGGCUGCUGAGCACAUUCACGCUGUGAGUAAUGCCCAGCACGGUGUCGUUGUCGUUGGCGGCGGUGCUGUUGGCAUUGAGAUGGCUGCCGAGCUCAAGCUUGUCCAUCCCUGCGUUGAUGUCACACUAGUUCACUCGAGGGAUAAGCUGCUCUCGUCCGAGGCGCUCUCUGACGAGUGCAAGGAUACUGCGCUUGAUCUCCUACGCGAGAGCGGCGUGAAUGUGCUGAUGAGCCACCGGCUCAGUAAGUCCGACCGAGUGGAAACAAUGGACGGUAGCACAAAAUAUGAGAUAGAGUUUUCGAAUGGUCACAAGAUGGCGGCUAGCGAGGUUAUCAUGGCUGUUUCGCAGCCUGCCUCAACCGCUACGUAUAUGCCCGCCACGGCCCUGGAUGAAAAUAACCUGGUUAAAAUCAACCCAAACCUCACACUUGUCGCCGGAACGCCGAAUGCUGAGUAUCAUUUCUGCGCCGGUGAUGCCGCCAGAUGGAGCGGCAUCAAGCGAUGUGGUGGCGCUAUGCAUGGUGGUCACUACGUUGCCCACAACAUUCACCAAACCAUUCUACGUGACCGGGCCCCGGGCGGUCAUGAGGCCAAGUAUAGUGAGCUCACAGAGUUUCCAGCCGUUAUUGGUCUUGCUGUAGGCAAGAAGGCUGUCGCUUCUAGCCCUGACAGUGGCACUGUCUCGGGUGAAGAUGUCAUGCAAGCCUACUUCCGCAACGACUUGGGAUUCGACAUUUGCUGGGAGUACAUGCAGCUGGGUGGGCAAAAAUAUACUGUUAUCGACGCAUAA